Messenger RNA from Xyrauchen texanus (razorback sucker), 8901 nucleotides. It is a transcript of the gene smad10a, whose product is annotated as SMAD family member 10a. Gene Ontology annotation, molecular function: RNA polymerase II cis-regulatory region sequence-specific DNA binding; I-SMAD binding; DNA-binding transcription factor activity, RNA polymerase II-specific. The record is from RefSeq and is a predicted model, not a curated record. Gene Ontology annotation, biological process: transforming growth factor beta receptor signaling pathway; regulation of transcription by RNA polymerase II; cell differentiation. Lineage: Eukaryota; Metazoa; Chordata; Actinopteri; Cypriniformes; Catostomidae. Gene Ontology annotation, cellular component: heteromeric SMAD protein complex.
CAGACCUCGGCCCGGGGGCCCAGUCGUGAGAGCCGCAUCUUCAUUGGCUGAGCGCCGUCGUCCUUUUGAAAUUCGAGCCCCGAUUGGUUAGAGCCGGGCGAGUCGCUCACGCGCACAAUGUGUACCCGCUUUUGUUAUUGUACCGAGCGCGAGGAGAGAGGCUUCGGGGCAGCGGGCAGGAUGCGCGGACGGAGACAGCGAGCCUGAUUGUCCCGUAUCGACGCCGGUAGGCUCUUAUUAGAAGCUGGAGGGGAAAGGGAAACGGAUUUCUACCUCUCCGUCCUUGUCCAGAAGCCCGUCUUUUGAGAUCGUCUAAUAAUCCGACAGAUGUCAGGAUGUCGGUGAAUCCUCCCAACAGUAAUGAUGCCUGCCUCAGUAUCGUGCACAGUCUCAUGUGCCACAGGCAGGGCGGCGAGAACGAGGGCUUUGCCAAGCGUGCUAUCGAAAGCUUGGUGAAGAAACUCAAGGAGAAGAAGGACGAGCUGGACUCUCUCAUCACCGCCAUCACCACCAAUGGAGUGCACCCUAGCAAAUGCGUGACCAUCCAGAGGACACUGGACGGGCGCCUACAGGUUGCGGGUCGUAAAGGUUUCCCUCACGUAAUCUAUGCCCGAUUGUGGCGCUGGCCAGAUCUUCACAAAAAUGAGCUCAAACAUGUGAAAUUCUGCCAGUAUGCAUUUGACCUCAAAUAUGAUAACGUGUGUGUUAACCCGUACCAUUAUGAGAGGGUGGUGUCACCUGGCAUUGUUGGUCUCAGUCUUCAAAACACAGGUCCCUCUGGCAUGCUGAUAAAGGAAGAGUACAACCAUGACUGCAUUCAGAUGGAUGUUCCACCAGGCCUGCCUCCCCAGCAGGACCAUCAGGGGGUGAUGAAGCUCCCUCCACCAGACCACUACGGCCAGCCACUGCCGCCCCUGCAACUGCCUUCAGAAGCCACACGCGCACCCCCACCAGUCACUCUUUACUCCAAUAUGCCAAUAUCCCCCACUGCUUCAGGCUCUAUGAUGCCAAUGCAGGGUGGUCAUGGUGAAGGCCUGCUACAGAUUGCGUCUCCUCAGGGUCAGGUCAUGACCCCUACACCCCCCUCCACCCCUACACAUGUACCCCCACAGACCCCCGUCCCACCCCAGCAUCCACCCAACCAGAAUGGCUACAACAACUCCAAACACUCGCAGAUGCAGAGCUCCUUUCACACAACGUGGACAGGCAGCAGUACUGCCUCCUACACUCCUGUAGGACCUCAGCAGAAUGGCCGUGGCCACCAGCCCCCCCUUCAUCAUCCCCACUUCUGGUCUCAGCAUCACAGUUCAGCAUCUUUCCCCCCUCCGGUCUCCAACCAUCCAGGUCCUGAAUUCUGGUGUUCCAUCUCAUACUUUGAGAUGGAUGUGCAGGUGGGCGAGAUGUUUAAAGUGCUGUCCAGCUGUCCAGUCGUGACGAUCGACGGGUAUGUGGACCCCUCAGGAGGUGACCGGUUCUGUCUGGGUCAGCUUAGUAACGUGCACCGCACAGACGCCAGCGAGCGGGCCAGGUUGCACAUAGGUAAAGGCGUGCAGCUAGAGUGUCGUGGAGAAGGAGACAUCUGGAUGCGCUGCAUGAGCGAUCACGCCGUCUUUGUGCAGAGUUACUACCUGGACAGAGAAGCGGGUCGAGCACCAGGAGACGCUGUGCACAAAAUCUACCCAGGGGCAUACAUUAAGGUGUUUGACCUCAGACAGUGUCACAGGCAGAUGCAGCAGCAGGCGGCCACAGCGCAGGCAGCAGCAGCAGCGCAGGCGGCCGCAGUGGCAGGAAAUAUUCCAGGACCUGGAAGUGUUGGUGGAAUUGCCCCUGCAGUCAGUCUCUCAGCAGCAGCAGGUAUUGGUGUGGAUGACCUCAGGAGGCUGUGUAUUCUGCGUCUGAGCUUUGUAAAGGGCUGGGGACCUGACUACCCUCGCCAGAGUAUCAAACACACGCCCUGCUGGGUGGAGGUCCAUUUGCACCGUGCGCUGCAGUUGCUGGACGAGGUGCUGCACACUAUGCCUCUAGCAGACCCUGGACCUGCUAACUGAACAAUACACACUCACUACACACACACACUGUACUCGCUAAAGUAAGAGUGCAAACCACGUUAUGUGCUAACAUCGCCAUUGUUGGGUUUGCAUUUAUAUCAGUCGUUAGAAUCCCAGUGAAAACACCACAGAAAUACACUACUCUAAAAUGUAUGUUUUUAAAAGAUAUUUCUUCACGUUCUGUUGUUAUUUAGUGAUAUGAUACAUUUGUAGAUUUUAGGUGAAUCUCCAAAAAAAAACAUGUCAGGGUCAUACUUCACCCCUAAAAUCAAAAGAAAUAUAUGUAUUUUGCAUAAAGAAAUUGGAGCCAAUUAAGCACAUUUUCACGCAAAUAUCUCAUUACUGUAAUAAAACUGGAUGUUUGCUCAAUGUUGAUUCUCAUUAGAUUCCAAGUACUUUGAAACAGUAACAACUGUAUUACAAUUAUUUGAUUUAAAUCAACAUAAAUUGAAGGAAGUACAACAAACUUUACCCUUGUGCAUAAGUACAGUGCAAUUUAAAAAAUAUAUGAUUAUUUUUCACAUUACAGUGGGGGUGUGCUUAUUCCCCCCCAUUAUGAAAAAACGCUUCCCCGCCAAACACUUUUUUUCCGGGUUUCCGUGUUUUAGGUGUUAUACGGUAAGGAAGACCCCUGCGCAUGUUUUGAAAGAGUACGCAACUCUUUGAUCAAAGAAACAGACUGCGAUCGUCUCAAACAUGAAGAAAUGGAGUAUUGAGAAGCUCAAAAUAUCAGACAUAAACAUACCUUUUUCUCAGCUUUUUGUCUGAAAUGUUGUUUUUUGACAAAACCGACCUCUGUUCAAGUCGCAAUAAAAAAAGAACAAAUGAAGAUAAAAAGCAGAGGCUCAGAUCUUUAUUGUGAUAUAUAGCAUCUUCAUAUAUUCAUGGAAGAAAUUUUAAAAAGUUUAGCGAAAAUCGUCGAAAACCCUGGCGGUGGCUGGCAACUAUUUUUUAAAAACGCUGGCGGUGUUAUGAAAAUAAUGUCACUUUUUUUUAUGCGUAAUACAAUUUUUCAUUAUUUCUUUUGAUUUAGGGGUGAAAAUGGCCUGGACAUAUUCCUGACAGGUUUCGUGAGAUUGACCCUUUCGAAUUAGAUGUUUAGUACACAUACCUUUGUGCUACAGGUCAACUAAUGAAUGCAAGUUUACACAGGGUUGCAGAUUAAGUUCAGGGAAAUAGCUUUAUUGUCCAUAUGCCUUUUUAGCUUUGCACAUCAUGCAGUUAUACUAAGAAUAUUAGAGCCUAAUAGUUUGCAAUACUGGUAGACAAUGCUUACGAUCUGUCCUGCAAAAAAAUAAUUUAAGGGAUCAGUUUCUGAUCAUAUAAUUGAGCGCAACAAUGACCGUCCAUUUUUAGCCGUCUUGGUUGCGGUAGUAUUUUUCCAAUAAAUUUUUCCAUACGGAUUUCAUAAAAUCCUACAUAAAAUAGUUCUAAGCCAUGAACCAAACCAAUCAGCUUCAAGAUGAAUAACAAUAUUACAAACAUAAAGUAUUUGAAAACAGAUAUUUUAUGAAGCAAUGAACUACAAUCCUAUGAAGCACUGUGAGUGAUACUGUAUAAUUGUAAUAGAAAAGAUAAUAUCAAAUUAUUGACUAAGUCAUUGACUUUAAGUAUAAAGUACCACAUAUUUGCAAAAUAUUUAAACUUCAUGGGAGGGAUUGACCAUUUCUGAGCUCAAUUUCCAUGGGAACAGUGACUUCUCCGAUUGGUGGAUCUCUCUUCAGGUUUAUGGGUAGUGUUGUUCUUCACCAGGUAUUAGCAACUGAACAUGAUUUUAAAAAGUUUACUGACUUGUGGCAGAGUACUUUAGAAUACCUUAUACAGAAUACUAGAGCAGUUAUAUGUUAUUGCAAAGAACAUUUUACUCUAUGGAGAUAAAGAAUGCCAUUCUUUAUGCCAUAAAGAAACCAACUGUUGCACUCUAUUACACUCUGGUAUCACAUAAACAAACACACACACAAACACAACACAGUCAAACACCACUUAUGUUCAGGUGAGGAAGAGACUGUUCAGCCUCCACCAAGUUUUAAACAGAAAUUUGCUCGAAGUCUACGGGUUUAGUAGCACUAAAUGCCUCAGAGGAAACAAAUGUGGCUAUGUUGUCGCUGGUCACUUCAGGAAACAAUUGAAAGGACCAGUUGAUGUUGACAUUCAACGUUAGCAAUGAAAACUUUCAUCUGAUGAACAAAGCUGUACCGGACAUCUCCUUAAGCUAGUCGGACGGAUAAUAAAACAAACUUUCAAGACAAAAUCCUGUUCUCUGUGCUUGUGCUGUGCUCCUCUAAAUGUGGAUCUGAACUCAGCUAUCGUAAAUGCUGCUUACUAUCAAGGCAUCUUAUUAGUUAGACUUGCAAUAGCCUUCCAGCUCCUUUAUUUUCAUACCAAAAAAAAAAAAAAUAAAGCCUGAAUUGUUCAGCUUUUAAAAUGGUGGUAUUAGUAUUUGUGAUGACGCAGUUCGGUGUUUGUAACCAAAUCAUUCGCCAUGUGGUGUAACUUCACCAUAGCCAGAAUACCUCAUGAUAACAAGCAUGAACCCAGUGGAUUUUUCUUUAUGCCAAAAUGUGUCUGGAACGUUCUAUUUUCUGGACCUCAUGUUCACCUCAUACUUUAACCAAAUCAAAAGGGGGCGUGUCUUGAAAAGGAUCGAAUGUAGAUGCACCAACUUCGUUUCGAACUCGAACAAUGGGUUUUUUGCCAACACCAGUUACUCAGCUUUUCUUAUUGUUAUCUUGCCCAGCAACUCAUUUUCUAAUAGUUAUGGCAGUAUUUUCAAACUGUUACAAAUCCGAGUCACAGCCCAAUACUUUUAUAAACUUUUGCAAGCGGGUAGAACAUUUGAACGUUAAACAUUUAAGCAUUGUUUUGCUGUCUUCCCAAGUAAAAAUGUGUACUGUACUGUUAAAGGACAUUAUGCAUUCAUUGAAAGACCCUUGAUAUUACUUUAUUUUAAAUGUACAGCCAAUAAAAAUGCAAAUAUAUAUAAAUCCAAUAGUAAACAUGGAACCUCAUUAUAGUAUGUUAAUGUCAACAUGAAAUCAAAAAGGACCCUAUUUACGUUAUUUUGUCUAUUUUUUCUUAUUGUGUGCAUUCAUCCGUGCAAAUUAGGGCUGCACAAUUCAUCAAAUAAAUAAUCGAGAUUACAAUUACUCCUGCCACAAUUGUCAAUUAUAGCAGUUUAUGUUCGUCUGCUCUUGUUGUGUCGACAUCUUCUUUUAGUUUUCUAUUUAAUGUGUUUUUUGUAGCAGUUGGGCAUUGUUACCAAUCGCAGACAACUCUGUUUCUUGCUUAUGUGUAUAAUUUUGUCAUAAUUUGAUUAUUUUUUUUAUGCUUUAAGAGGACCAAUUAUAAAGAUGACUGUUUAUGCACUGUAUUCAUUUACUGUUUAAAUAUUCAAAACAGCAAUGAAGUAAUUCAGGAACACAGUUUUCAGCUUGCUUUGGAUGUGUAGCUGACAUAAAAGAUAUGUCGUGUAGUUGAUUCACCAAAAAUAAAGUACAACCCUUGUUCGAAAAAGGUUGGGACAAUAUGGAAAAAUGCUUAUAAAAACCAAAAGUAGUGAUUUGUAAAUUAUUCUAUUCACCUUGUGCUAUAUUAAAAGCACUUCAACAACACAUUAUUUAAUGUUUUAGCUUGUGAAUUUAUAUUUUUUAUAUAUACACACAUUUCAAAUCAGAUGAUUUCAACACGCUCCACAAAAGUUGGGACAGUCGAGUGUUUACCACUGUGUAACAUUUGCCAUUUCUACUAAUGACACUUAUUAAGCAUUUGGGAACUGAAGACACAAGUUUAUUAAGUUUAACAAGCAGAAUUGUCCCCCAUUUAUCCAUUAUGCAGGUCUAUGUCAGCUGUGUAAUUGUACGGGGCCUUCAUUGGCGUAAGUAAAAAUGCCAUGGAUAUCAUAAACAUGGGCUCUGGAAUACUUUGGUCAACCUUUUUCAGUCAAACCAUUCGCAUCUGCGUCCACAGAUGCAAGUUAAGGCUUUACUAUGCAAAGGAGAAGCCAUACAUCAACACUGUCCAGAAGCGCCGCUGACUUCUCUGGGCCCGGUCUCAUCUGAGAUGGAAAGCAGAACAGUGAAAUCGUGUUUUGUGGUCCGACAAGUCCACGUUUCAAAUGAUUUUUAUAGAAGAAAGAGCCAUCUUGUUCUCCGGGCCAUAGAGGAAAGGAUCAUCCAAGCUGUUAUCAGUGUCAGGUCCAAAAGCCAGUGUCUGUAUGGGCCAAGGAUGUGUCAGUGCCCAUGGCAUGGGUAACUCACACAUCUGUGUGGCACCAUUAAUUCAGGAAUGUAUUUACACGUUUUGGAGCAACACAUGCUGCCAUUCAGACGCUGUCUAUUCCAGGGACGUCCCUGCAUUUUCUAGCAGGACAACAGCAAACUACAUACUACCGGAUUACAAGUGCAUGGUUGUGUAAACAGAGAGUGCGGGUGUUACAGUAGAUUGGCCUACCUGCAGUCCUAACCUGUCCCAUUUGAGAAUGUGUGGCGCAUUAUGAAGUGCAAAAUACGGCAACGGAGGCCUCUUAAAAUUACACAGCUGAAAACCUGCAUAAUGGAUGAAUGGGUGAAAAUUCUGCUUGCUAAACUUAACAAACUUGUGUAUUCAGUGCCCAAAUGCUAAAAAAGUGUUAUUAGAAUAAAUGGUGGUUACUAUCCCAACUUUUUUGGAGUGUGUUGCAAUCAUCGGAUUUUAAAUGAGUGUGCAUAAAAAAAAAGAAAAUGCAAUUCACAAGGUAAAACUGCACAUUAAAUAAUGUUGAAGUGCUUUCAAUAUAUCACAAGGUGAAGAGAAUUUGCACAUCACUUCUUUUUAUUUUGAUUAGCAUUUUCCAUGUUGUCUCAACAUUUUCAGGAUUGGGGUUGUAUUUGAAUUUAAGUGAUAUUAAUCAAGAUGAAUCAAUUACAAUAUCAAGGGAAAUAAUCGGCAAUUAUGAUUUUUUUUGUUGUUGUCAUAAUCGUGCUGUCCUAAUGCAAAUUACUCCAAAGAAGUAAAAUGUUUAUCUCUGUAAUCUUUCAUUAAAAAAAUAAUCACUUGCUUCGCCUCUCUAAAAACUUAACUUUUAAAAAGUUCCUAAAGUUUCACAUAGGUCGUGUGGACAGGGAAAAUAAUGUCAACAAAAAGAAUAGAUACUUUGGUAUUGUUUUAGGUACUAUAUGCAGUAUUUCUAAAAUCUUGCCAAUAUUAAUUUAAUGGCCGUUAACAUUAGAGUUAUAAUAGUAGUAUAGAAGAAGUGUAAUAGUAGAGUUCUUGAUAAAUUUGUAGUUUUCAUUGGAAUACGUGGAGAUUUGAUAUGGAACGGCCACGUCUCACCGAUAAAUCAAUUUCCCAAUGAAUAAAGUCCUGUCUUACAUUUUUUCCUCUUUGAGAAUCCCAUUCCACCUGGGAAUUUAAUCCCUUUUCUAAAAUAAAAUGGGUUGCGAAUGCCAUUUCAUGUUGACUUUAAUUACACAUCCUGACUAAUUUCAGUGUUGACAAGUAUGAGCUGUGAUCAUUCACAAAUUUAGAGGGUUGAAUGAUGUUCUGCAUUUCCAGUAUUGUUGACACAGUAAUAAUCUUUGUGCCUUUCUCUUUGUGCUCAUUUGUUCAUAGAUGAAUAUCUUAAUUACUCAAAAAAAGGCCUUCUCAAUAAUGUUCUCAUUUUGACUAUAAUCAUCAAGGUUUCACUACAGUUGUAACCAAUGCAGCAUGUCAGAGGUUUUAGUCCUCUUCAGUCAUAGAGUAUUUUCUGGAUUCGUUUUGACUCUAUAUGACCGUUUGUAAACUGGGCGAUUCAGAGGAUGCAAACUUCUGCAGGGUAGUUCACGUUUGCUCAGGUCAUGUUAACGUUUUUGAGCCCUUAGGUUAAUUUAUUAUAAGGCGUAAUGCCUUGUUUUCUGUGUUGAACAUUAAAAAGACUUUGAAUUUCAAUGUCGGUUAUACUCAUUGUUUUGAUGAGUGUCUUUGUGCUGCAUUUCAUUGGAUAUGUGAUACAUACAGUCGACAACCUGCAAUUUAAACACAAAUAUUACAAUGUAUGGCUGUAUUUUGAGCACAGAUUGCAAAGACACUUUGCAAUGUAGGCUUAACUUCAAUCUGUGUGGAGUAUCUGUAAACCAGUAUACUUUUUUGAGGUAAUUUUGGGUGAAAACAAAUGGCCCAGCUCUUGUGUGACACGUCUAAUACACAACUUGGUGUUGUAAUAACAUGUAUAUGUAAUAAAAGCUGGAAACAUUUAUUAUAAGAUAGUCAUUGACUGGUAUCUCAAUGUCAUUAACAACUUCAGUGCAGCUUGCUUAGAAUUACAGGUUUGAUUCUAAACAUUGUAUUGGUUUAAACCAUUUGCCAGUGAUAUAACAUGAUUCUCAGUCAAUGUAAAGUUUAUUUUGCCUUAAAUGCUGAAGAGCCCAAAUAUAAUUGUGACAGGUACAUUUACUAUUAUCAUUGUAAAGUACUUUCACUUUACUUACCUCUCAACCGACUCUGUUCUGUUCUGUUCUGCACUGUAAUUCAGUUUUUCUUUCACUGUAAAUUCACUUUUUGUUUUACACAUACAUAUAUGGCCUACCCCCUUGCAACACUGUAACUUAACUUGUGUGUUUUCACUGAUGGAUAUACUGUAUUGUGUAAGACUACAAUGAAAGCCAACAUGUAUGUCAGUAACAUGACAAUCACCCAACUAGAAGUCAAAUCAACAGCAUUCCAUAUUUUAAACCUAUUUCUUACAAGUAUUUAUCAGUAUGUUAUCCAGUGUGACUAUAUUUGAAUUUACUAUUUUAUUGAUAUUGUCAUUUCAAUUCUUGUUGUUAUAAUUAUUCUAUUGUUAAAGGACAUUCUGCUCCUGUAUGUUGACUGUACACCAAAGUAAAAAAGUCAU